Pseudomassariella vexata is the source of this 513-nucleotide messenger RNA. RefSeq lists its product as uncharacterized. The record is from RefSeq and is a predicted model, not a curated record. The transcript has 2 exons. The coding region runs from base 1 to 513 and encodes 170 amino acids. Lineage: Eukaryota; Fungi; Ascomycota; Sordariomycetes; Amphisphaeriales; Pseudomassariaceae.
AUGACAAGCUACCAAGUCGCCACCCCGGCGCCGAGCACCGCAGUACCUCCCAUGGCCAAGGAAGAACAAAGAGAGGACGAAGACUUCAACUACUGGUUCUGCGUCGCGGUCGUCUGGCUCGCGAUCCACGCCACCGCACUCUACGUCGUGCAUCAAGCUGUCAGCGCCGCCAGUGCCGACGACCAGCUCGUGAAGAUCGUCGUGCUUGCCUUCUUCGUGAUGUUGGGCUCGUUCUUCUUCUUGCUCGCGAGCGUGAGCUGGCUUAUUUUGAAGUAUGGACUAGGUGCUGAGGGGGCAGAACCGUGGUACGCGGGCAUUUUGGCGCUCAGCGUUUUUCUUCUGAGGGCAAUUGGCCAGCAUGCCGAGCCUGAGAGCGGGCUUGCGUGGUUGUGGAAGAUGGUGGCGUGGUUCUGGGUUGGGUUUGCUGUGGAGGUGUAUUGGGGUUUUUACGGGCGACUCAUGACUCGAGUGAAGGAGAAGAUGAAGAUGGAUGGCAAAGCGAGGGAGUGGUAG